Messenger RNA from Papaver somniferum (opium poppy), 1386 nucleotides. RefSeq lists its product as uncharacterized. The record is from RefSeq and is a predicted model, not a curated record. Bases 1 to 1386 code for a protein of 461 amino acids. Gene Ontology annotation, molecular function: zinc ion binding; nucleic acid binding. NCBI's taxonomy places the organism in Eukaryota, Viridiplantae, Streptophyta, Magnoliopsida, Ranunculales, Papaveraceae. The transcript has 7 exons.
AUGUCGACCGGAAAGGAGAAAGGGAUGUCCAGGAAGUUGUUUGGGAAGGGCAGUUCACAACCUACUCAAGAAAGUGUUGUUGGUGAUAACUUGAGAGGAAGAUCCAAUAGUACACUAGUUCAAGUAGAUGGAGAACCAAUUGAAAUUGAUGAUGACUUUGAUCCAGAAUAUUGGUUAAAGAAGAUGAAAGAAAAUGAUGAGAUUGCGAUUCAACUUGAGAACAAAGAAGUGGAUGAAUGCCAUCCUGUAGAAGAUCCUAAAGCUGCAGCUGCUUAUAAUAGUGAUGAAGACAAUGAAGAUGCAAGUGAUGCUGAACAUGUUGGAGAUGAAACUACAGAUGAAGAUAAUGAUGACUCAAGUGAUGAUGGUGUUGAAUUAAAUGACCAAGGUAAGGAGUGUGAAGAAGAUCCUGAGUAUUACAAGAAAUUCCAAGCCGAUAAUCCUGAGUUUGAGGAUGAACCUGGUGAGUUGUUUGAUGACUCAGACCUUAAACAUAUGGAAGAUAUGAAGAAAGAAAAUACUGCUUCUGUGGUGUACCUUGAAGAGGCUGGUGUUGAGUCAUGGGCUAGAGCAUUUUUUGAUGACACUAGUAAGCGUGAACACCUAAAUAACAACUUCAGUGAGUCUUUUAAUUCCAUGGCCAAAAAUCUUAGAGACAAACCAGUAUGUAGACUAGGAAUUCUUUACAAUCAAUUGGUUAUGAGUAUAUUUCACAAAAGAAGAAAGGAGAGUGCAUCUUGGAAUCCACAUGAAUUGGUUCCAACUGCAAUGAAACUAAUUGGGAAGAUGAUGAAGUUGGUUGGUGCAUUUAAAGUCGAACCAUGUGUUAGUGGUAAAUUGUAUGAGGUUAUAAAUGAAGGUAGCAAGGCAGAUUUUAUUGUCAACUUGUACUGUUCUCAUUAUUAUUCAGUUGCUGCAUACAUGGCCACAUAUGCUCCAGUUGUGUUUCCAUUUCCUGCUCAAGAAGAUUGGCCUGAGUUGCAAGAACAUGAAAAGAUUGAGCUUGAAUCUGCUAUCAAGAUCAGAAAAACAGGUAGACCUAGAGUUAAGAGGAGGAGAGCAUGUGAUGAACCUAAAUCAAAGACAAAGGUAUAUUCAUGUCGAAACUGUGGUUCAACUGGUCAUAACAAAAGCACAUGUAAAGGUGGUGAUGUUGGCAAGAAUCCUAAAGCAAAGAGGCAGAGAACUCAAGUAGAUGGUGCUAACUUCACAUUCAAUGAAAGACCUGUUGCAUCUAUUUCUAAAGCUAAGAAAUCUCAACCAUCUUCUUCUAAAGCUGCAUCUUCUUCUAAAGCUAAGAAAUCUCAACCAUCUAACAUUCCAAAGGCACCUGCUAAAGCUUCUACAGCUUCAAAGAAACAUAACAACACUCAUACAAAGAAGUGA